CACCAGUUCUGUGUAUGCUGACUGAAAGUAAACACCAAAGAAGAAGACGAGGAAGUCGUUUUGUUUCACACGGAAACGACGGACUUGACAACAAGGAGUAUUGAUCACAUUUUGUUAUUAUCUGUUCACACGUUGCUUAUUUUUGUCUACUGACAACUUAUUACUCCAGUGCCGCAUCAGCACGCAUGCGCCGCGUUAAAAGCUGCCGCCGCUAACUACAGCUGCAUAGCCGCCGUAAAGCUCCUGUUUGGACCCGACGAGCUGGUUGUGUGAAGGAGCUCGUUUACGUUACAUAGAGGAGUUGUCAGCUUCCAGUAAAUGGCCUGCACUUUGGAAAAGGUGUUGGGCGACGCUCGGCUCCUCCUCGACAGGCUAAAGGAGCACGACACGGCCGCCGAGGGGCUGAUCGAGCAGUCCGGGGCCCUCAGCCACCGGGUGCAGAGCAUGAGGGAGGUGGGGAAUGCCCUUCCAGACAAGCACAUUGAAGACAGUUCUGAGAUUCAGGAGCUCACAAAAUACAAGCCUCAUGUCCUUCUGACUCAGGAAAACACUCAAAUCAAGGAACUACAGCAGGAAAAUAAAGAACUGUGGUUGUCUCUUGAAGAACACCAGUACGCGCUGGAGCUGAUCAUGGGUCGGUACCGCAAGCAGAUGCUACAGCUGAUGAUGGCAAAGAAGGAGCUGGACACUAAACCUGUGCUGAGCCUCCACGAGGACCACGCCAAAGAGGUGCAGACCCAGCUGGAGCGGAUAUGCGAGAUGGGUCAGGUGAUGAGAAGGGCAGUGCAGGUGGAUGAUCAGCACUACUGCUCUGUGCGAGAGCGGCUCGCUCAGCUUGAGAUUGAGAACAGGGAGCUGCGAGACCUCCUGGCCAUCAGCAAGGGAUCAGUGAAGACGGCGAGAGAAGAAGCCAACCUGCCAGCAGCAGCAGCACAACAGCAGUCCCUUCAGCUGGGGCCCGACGAGUGACCAGAACAGCCUGAGUGUGAGCUGGUGUGUAUCAGGACAAGGAGACAGGGUUGAUUUCGUUCUCACCUGUGUUCACCACCACAUUUAUUUUUUUACAUGGAUGGAUGCAGUCAAACAGCUUUUUUGUUGAGAGAGUCACUUAAACACAGCAUCGGGGCUCUCAGAGGCUUUACCACAUGAUAGCUAUCGUAAUUAUUCACAACUACAGCAAGUGUGUGAUCACUGCAGUCGUGUUGGAGCCACAUAAACCCUGACUUUAAAUCAGAGGUCUUGGUUGACAGUGAUGUAUUUCAGACACACGCGUCUACUGGAUUAAAGGCAGUAAAGGCAAAGGGGAUUUCUUUUGUUUUCAGCCAAAGAUAUAUUUUCUUUUCAAGGACACAGUUUCUACCUCUUUGGUGCCCCUUUACUGUUCAAACACAGUCACGAUGAGUAAAAUCCUUCUAACCACCCUUCUUCUGAGUUCACCUAUAAUCUGUGGAGAAGCCAACCUGUAGCUCACACCGUGUCAGAGGCCGUGCUCGCUGCCAACACCACGACUUUGGCUGUUUCCGCUGUUUGCCUCCUGAGGAGUGGCAGUGGGACCUUUGUAUGUGAUUGUCAUUUUAUGAAUUUGAUACAUUUGUCAGUCUCGAUAUAUGACAUGGUUUCCAUGUUGAGUACCUUAAUCCUGUGUGUUCAGCACCGGUUUUGUAAGUUUCAGAUGCAGAGUGAUGCAGCUGAUGGCACGUCUUUAUCAGUGGUAACGAUUUCAAAACAGGCCAACCUUUUGUGUGAUAAACAUGUUUUGCACUGUAUGUUGUCAGAAACUAUAUAUUGUCAUCUCAGGUAAUCAGUGUUAAUGAGGUUAACAUGCUGUAAUGACGUCAGACAGUGUACUGAUUUGUGUCAAAUGAAAUUUCAUUCAGAAACUUUGCAGUACAAAA
Stegastes partitus (bicolor damselfish) is the source of this 1895-nucleotide messenger RNA. It is a transcript of the gene sike1, whose product is annotated as suppressor of IKBKE 1. Lineage: Eukaryota; Metazoa; Chordata; Actinopteri; Pomacentridae. The record is from RefSeq and is a predicted model, not a curated record. The transcript is spliced from 5 exons. The coding region runs from base 319 to 969 and encodes 216 amino acids.